Molecule: messenger RNA, 1727 nt
Organism: Lecanosticta acicola
Lineage: Eukaryota; Fungi; Ascomycota; Dothideomycetes; Mycosphaerellales; Mycosphaerellaceae
Source: the annotation of a GenBank genome assembly
AUGACGGCCGAGAAAGACAAUGGCCCGCUGUCUGACACCGAGGGCGGCGAGAAGCCUGUACGCGAGCAACUGCAGAAAGCACAUCUGGGUCACGAUAAGAACGCACCUCGGUCAGACGCUACCUCCGCAGGGCACCAUGGCAAGAAUGGAGAGAAUGGGUCAGAGACUUCAGGCAGAGGUCUGAGUCGGAAGAGAAGUCACGAUGACAUGGACGAUCCAGAGGAGACAGGAUCCACCGACAGCAAGUCGUUUGCCGCAAAGCGAUCACGAAGCACUACUCGCGGCAAAAACGAUGGCGACAACGGCCAGCGGAAAAUCUCAGGCGAGCGACCACGGAACGGCGAUGAGAGCUUGGACGAGACUGCGGAGGUCCCCAUAGCCGCCAACGGUACUGUGCCAAGACCUGGCACUCCAGAAGUCACGGGCGAGAAGAGGGAAGGAUCAGAAGUGGAAACGGUGACCAGCCCGAAGACUAAGAGGAGCCGGCUGCUAUCCUCAACAACUGCAGUAGAGUCUACUUUGCAAGAAGAGAACAAGGCAGGAGCUUCAGAAGACCAACCAGAUGACAAGCACAACGCAGCGGCUGAGGAAGAAAGCAAGAUCCCGCCUACAAGCGGAUUCGCCAAUUCUUCAGCUGUAUCGCCAUUUGGAGCUCUGGCUGGCAGCAAGUCGCCUACAGAAGAGAAACAGACGUCUUCUAGUGCAUUUGCUUCAUCUGGCUUUGGCGCAUUGGCUGGAGCAUCGACUUCAGGCUUCGGAGCUAUUGGUAAAGGAUCAGGUAUGUAUGCAGGCGGUGCCACGAUUCCCUCGAACCAUUCAUCGGCAGCAGAGUACUGAGCUAAUUAUGGCCAGGCGGUUUUGGAUCCGGCGGUAAUUUCGCGACAGGCUCGAAGAGCGCGCCGAAGGAGAGCGAUAAACCUGGAGCGUUCGGCGGCUCGCUCGGUCAGCGAUCCGCAUUCUCCGCCGCAGGCAGCGGAAGCGGAUUCGGUUCGAGCGCUUCUGGUUUUGGUUCUCUAGGAGGUCCGUCCUCUGGAGGCUUCGGCGCAGGCAUCGGUGGUACCGGCUUCAGCAGCUUAGGUGGAGGCGGUCUGACUUCUUUCGCCAGCGGCAAAACUGCUGCCCCAUUGGGAAAGCCAGCAAAGCCUUUCGGUGCACCUGCUGACGACGACGCCGAGGAAGAGGAGGGAGCGGACGAAGAAGACAAGGCUGGUGCUAAGAGCUCGCUGGCAACCGAGGAGGAGAAGCAAGAUGAGCGCUUCUACGCUCAAGAGCUGGAAACUGGGGAGGAGGACGAGGUCACCGAAUUCUCCGCACGCGCUAAGCUGUACAACUUCGCGGCUGGUCCAGAAGAUCCAAGCAAGAAGGAAUGGCGAGAGCGUGGUCUUGGAACGCUUCGUUUCAACGUUCGCAAGCCAACAGCCGAGGACGAGAAGCCCAAGGGUCGUCUAUUGAUGCGAGCAGAAGGCUCCCACCGAGUGAUGCUCAAUACCCCUGUCACGAAGGAGCUCAAGUUUGGCUCUCCAGCUGGCGAGAAGCCGCAAGGUGGUUACAUGUACUUCGUGGGUACUGUCGAGGGCAAGGACGGCUUGGAGCUUCUGCAACUGAAGGUGAGAUGCAUUUGCAUUCUUACGUGGAGGAAUCGAUCUGUGCUAACGGAUAAAUAGAUGAAGCAAGUCAACGCUCUCGACCUCUGGAGCCAAAUUGUCGAGCUCCAGAAGGGCAUGUAA